This is a messenger RNA of Arabis nemorensis, 357 nucleotides long. NCBI's taxonomy places the organism in Eukaryota, Viridiplantae, Streptophyta, Magnoliopsida, Brassicales, Brassicaceae. The record is from the annotation of a GenBank genome assembly.
AUGGGAAGAAAUGGGAUCGCCAAAGCACCAAAGCUACUGAUAAGGAGUUGGAAGCAAUUUCAAGGGCAUGCAGGGAUCAGCAACAAAGCUGCAAAACCAAAUCCGAUGGUCGUGGUCGACUACUCUAAAGAUAUUUCCGAUCAUAGGGAUAAGAGAACAGAGAUCAACCGUCGCAGCGAAGAGGAGAUUAGUGUUAUCAGUUGGAUCCCACACCCACGUACCGGAAUAUUCUUUCCUCCGGGACAAGAGUGGGUGAUGAACGACGUCCCUGACGGUGCUGCCGCCUUCGACAUAACCUUUUGGCUUAGGAACGUCGACGGUGUUGAUAAACCUGAUCCUGAUCAUCACUUUCCUUAA